Aspergillus welwitschiae is the source of this 339-nucleotide messenger RNA. RefSeq lists its product as uncharacterized. The record is from RefSeq and is a predicted model, not a curated record. The transcript has a single exon. Lineage: Eukaryota; Fungi; Ascomycota; Eurotiomycetes; Eurotiales; Aspergillaceae. The coding region runs from base 1 to 339 and encodes 112 amino acids.
AUGGACUUACAACCAUAUACGUCGACUGAGUUCUGGGAGGCAUGGUUAGCUGAGUUAGUUCCAAUGGCCUGUCCUGACUCGCCCGCAGGUCUAGGGGCUCCUAUUGCAACCCCAAGCAAUGGCCUUUACCACAGCUUGAAUGGGCUGGUGCCUGUCACACCUGAUCUGCAUGAUCAUCUUGAUGAGAGCGAGGUUCCCGCAGGACUAUUUGUUUCCAGUACCCCAACGUCAACCAGCAUUGCGAUCAAUGUGGACGACAUUGCCACCGGCCUAGAGAACAAGGAUUCAGAGCCCGAAGUGAUUGAGCAGAUAUUCAGAUUGGAUAGCUUUCCGGCAUAG